CUCCAUCUCCCCCUCUACACCUCCAAACAAUGUCUGAACCCACCAAGCAAGAGGCCGCGGCCACCACCAAGCCCGAGGAGUCCACCGCGGCGGCCGAUUUCACCAAGUACAAGACUGCCGCCGACAUCGCGAACAACGUCACGAAGAAGCUCAUCGCGCUCGCCGUCGAGGGCGCGAAGGUCAUCGACCUCUGCGUCGAGGGCGACAAGCUGCUCGAGCAGGGCACCGGCGGGGUGUACAACAAGUCCGUCAAGGGCGUGAAGGUCAGCAAGGGCAUCGCGUUCCCGACGAGCAUCUCCGUGAACAACACCGUCGCGCACUUCUCGCCCGUCGACUCGGACCCGUCCGCGGGCCAGACGCUCGCCAAGGGCGAUGUCGUGAAGAUCCACCUCGGCGCGCACAUCGACGGCUUUGCGGCGGUCAGCGCGGAGACCGUCGUCGUCGGCGCGUCUGCGUCGGAGCCCGUUACCGGAAAGAAGGCGGAUGUGAUCCAGGCCGCAUGGCACGCGGCCGAGGUCGCUCAGCGCCUGGUCAAGGUCGGGAACAAAAACUGGCAGGUCACGGACGCGGUCGGCAAGGUCGCCGCCGCGUUCGACUGCAAGCCCGUCGAGGGCAUGCUCUCGUGCGAGCAGUCGCAGAACGUUAUCGAUGGCAAGAAGCGCAUCAUCCUCAACCCUAGCGAGGCACAAAAGAAGGAGUUCGAGACCGCGACGUUCGCAGAGAACGAGGUCUGGGGCAUCGAUAUCCUGAUUUCCUCUGGUGAGGACGGCAAGGCUCGCCUCGAGGAGUCAAGAACGUCAAUCUACCAGAAGGAGUCCACGGUCACGUACCAGCUCAAGAUGAAGACGUCGCGUGCUGUGUUCUCCGAGGUGCAGAAGAAGGCGGGCGCGUUCCCCUUCAACAUCCGUUGUCUCGAGGACGAGAAGCGUGCACGUCUGGGUCUUCAGGAGGCGGUACAGCACGGCCUCGUCAAGCCGUACGAGGUUAUCUUCACCCCCGCGAACACCUUCGUUGCUGCGUUCCACUUCACGAUCGCGCUCUUGCCCGGUGGCCCCUCGCUCAUCACCCACCCGCCCUCGUGGUUUAACCCUGAGAUCGUCAAGUCGGAGAAGCAGCUCGAGGAUGCCGAGCUGAAAGAGCUCCUGACGAAGCCUCUGCGCGAGAGCAAGAAGAACAAGAAGAAGGCCAAGACCGACGAGGCGGAGGUGAAGGCUUGAACCGCCUAGCUUAGGUCGGCGGUGAGUGUCGGCAGAAGAAGAUGUGCAGAAUUACAAUCGCGUCGUGUAGCUUGCAUGUAACAACAAUGGACUGUUCCCUAUUUUGAUGAGGGACCGCGCUCUGCGUCCUCCCCGAACUCCCCGAUCGUGCGUACGACGAGAUCGACGUUCUCGAGGAACGCGUUUGAUGUUAGGCGGGCUAGCCGAACCGUCAAUGUCGUAAACGUCGCUACUAGGGUAUUUCCCUCGACACUUAAUGUGCGCUUGACCACUUCUGGUUGUAGCUCGCGAUCGACGUCG
Trametes versicolor FP-101664 SS1 is the source of this 1517-nucleotide messenger RNA. RefSeq names its product proliferation-associated protein 1. The record is from RefSeq and is a predicted model, not a curated record. The coding region runs from base 30 to 1217 and encodes 395 amino acids. The transcript is spliced from 8 exons. NCBI's taxonomy places the organism in Eukaryota, Fungi, Basidiomycota, Agaricomycetes, Polyporales, Polyporaceae.